GGCGGCGCGGGGCCGGGUGUGUGUGAGUGCGUGUGCGUGUGGGGUGUGGGGUGUGUGUGAGCGCGCGUGUGCGUGUGCCCGCGUGUGCGUGUGAGUGUGUGUGCCCCCGUGCCUCUAUGUGGCUGUGUGUGCGUGUGCGGGUGUGGAUGCGUGCGCGGUGCGUGUGCCCUUUCCUCCCUUCUUCCUCCCUUUCUUUCUUUUCUCCUUGAUUUAUCUCCCCCUCUCCCCGGUCAUCCCAUGGUGUUCAGGUCCCCGCUAGAGCUUUAUCCCACCCAUUUCUUCUUGCCAAACUUCGCCGCCGAUCCGCACCACCGCUCCCUCCUUCUCGCCAGCGGCGGCGGCGGCAGCGGCAGCGGCUCGGGCUGCAGCCCCGGUGCCGGCGGCGGUGGAGGCGGCAGCUCCCGGGCACCCCACGAAGAGUUGUCAAUGUUUCAGCUGCCCACACUCAACUUCUCCCCGGAGCAAGUGGCCAGCGUCUGCGAGACGCUGGAGGAGACUGGAGACAUAGAAAGGCUGGGGAGGUUCCUCUGGUCGCUGCCGGUGGCGCCGGGGGCAUGCGAGGCCAUCAACAAGCACGAGUCCAUCCUCCGCGCCCGGGCGGUGGUGGCUUUCCACACGGGCAACUUCCGAGACCUCUACCACAUCCUGGAGAACCACAAAUUCACCAAGGAGUCCCACGGCAAGUUGCAGGCCAUGUGGCUCGAAGCGCACUACCAGGAGGCCGAGAAGCUAAGGGGUCGCCCGCUGGGGCCGGUUGAUAAAUACAGGGUGAGGAAGAAGUUUCCGCUGCCCAGGACCAUUUGGGAUGGCGAGCAGAAGACGCACUGCUUCAAGGAGAGGACUCGCAGCCUCCUGAGGGAGUGGUACCUGCAGGACCCUUACCCCAACCCCAGCAAGAAAAGGGAACUGGCUCAGGCCACGGGGCUCACCCCCACGCAAGUAGGCAACUGGUUCAAAAAUCGAAGGCAAAGAGACAGAGCAGCGGCGGCUAAAAACAGGCUCCAGCACCAGGCGAUAGGACAGAGCGGCAUGCGGUCGCUGGCAGAGCCCGGCUGCCCGACACACAGCUCGGCCGAGUCUCCGUCCACGGCGGCCAGCCCGACCACCAGCGUCUCCAGUUUGACAGAAAGAGCCGAGACGGGCACUUCCAUCCUCUCGGUAACCUCCAGCGACUCGGAAUGUGAUGUAUGAUAUCGGAAAACAAACAAACAAA
Messenger RNA from Poecile atricapillus (Black-capped chickadee), 1213 nucleotides. It is a transcript of the gene SIX3, whose product is annotated as SIX homeobox 3. Bases 238 to 1191 code for a protein of 317 amino acids. Gene Ontology annotation, biological process: regulation of transcription by RNA polymerase II; eye development; brain development. Lineage: Eukaryota; Metazoa; Chordata; Aves; Passeriformes; Paridae. The transcript is spliced from 2 exons. Gene Ontology annotation, cellular component: nucleus; transcription regulator complex. The record is from RefSeq and is a predicted model, not a curated record. Gene Ontology annotation, molecular function: DNA-binding transcription factor activity, RNA polymerase II-specific; RNA polymerase II cis-regulatory region sequence-specific DNA binding.